This is a messenger RNA of Phoenix dactylifera (date palm), 1207 nucleotides long. NCBI's taxonomy places the organism in Eukaryota, Viridiplantae, Streptophyta, Magnoliopsida, Arecales, Arecaceae. The record is from RefSeq and is a predicted model, not a curated record.
GAAUCCACCGCCACCGUUUCCGUCUUUCUUUAGUCGCCACCUGCAGCUUUCUUCACCACCGCGGGAUUCCUUCCCCCUUGUCUUCCUUUCCGCUACCGCUUUUACUCUCUAAUCCUCUAUUUAUCGAAUUCUUGACCCAAGAUCUUGAAUUCCUCCCCCCUUAAUUCCAGAUUCGAGGGUUUCUGAAGUAAUAAUAUGAUGGAUUCGUCGUCUUUGAGCCAACCGGAGUUCGAUUAUUUGUUCAAGUUGUUGCUAAUCGGGGAUUCGGGGGUGGGGAAGAGCAGCCUCCUGCUGAGAUUCACCUCGGACUCCUUCGACGAUCUCUCCCCCACGAUUGGUGUGGAUUUCAAGGUAAAAAUGGUUACAAUUGGAGGCAAAAAGCUGAAGCUUGCAAUCUGGGACACUGCUGGACAAGAAAGGUUCAGAACUUUAACCAGCUCAUAUUACAGAGGAGCACAAGGGAUCAUCAUGGUUUAUGAUGUAACACGAAGGGAAACGUUCACCAACCUUGCUGAUGUAUGGGCUAAGGAAAUAGACCUUUACUCAACUAAUCAAGAUUGCAUCAAAAUGCUUGUUGGUAACAAGGUUGAUAAGGAAAGUGAGAGAGUUGUCACAAAGAAGGAGGGCAUUGACUUUGCUAGGGAAUAUGGAUGUCUGUUUUUAGAAUGUAGUGCAAAAACACGAGUCAAUGUGGAACAAUGCUUUGAAGAGCUUGUCUUAAAGAUCUUAGAUACACCAAGCCUCUUGGCUGAGGGUUCGGCAGGUGUGAAGAACAACAUUUUUAAGCAGAAGCCACCACAAGCUGAUGCUUCUACUAGCAGCUGUUGUUGACUGUUCUCCUUUACCCAAGAUCUUACGCUUCAGAUUUCUUGUGACAGCAUACCCGCUGAUGGCGAUACAGAUGGUGAUUGGUGGUGAUUUUAUCUUUACAUUGUUCAUGUGCGGUACUGUGAAAUUAAAUGCAUGGUUCCAAUAUACAGUUAUAUUUUACAAUGAAUAUUAUCUUUUGUGUUAUCACGAUUUCUUUCUGGUUAUAGGGUAGUUCUCAUAAAGAUGAUGAAAUGUAAAUUAGUUUAUCAGAGCUGAAAUUUUGCUCUGUGAAACAGUGUGAUGCCCUAUCAGUAUCCAACUUUGAUUGUGUUGGGGUGAAGUGGUGAUAUAUUGGAUAAUCUUCAGCAGGAUGUUCUCCUGGAUAGAUAGUCUUUAA